This is a messenger RNA of Nerophis lumbriciformis (worm pipefish), 1353 nucleotides long. The record is from RefSeq and is a predicted model, not a curated record. NCBI's taxonomy places the organism in Eukaryota, Metazoa, Chordata, Actinopteri, Syngnathiformes, Syngnathidae.
AUGGUGAAGUUUCAUAACUCGGACCUAUGGAUAGCCUGGUUGCUCAUUUUCUGCAUGAAGGGUUCAAGAUUUGACACACUCACUGGAAAAGCGAGUGUACAGGCACUGGAUGUGAUGGUGUCACAGAGCAGUAUCCAGGUAGCCCGAGGCCAAGCAGCCGUCCUGCCUUGCUCCUUCACCACCAGCGCUGCUCUCAACAACCUCAACAUCAUCUGGAUGGUGAUUCCACUAUCCAAUGCCAACCAGCCAGAACAGGUGAUAAUCUACCAAGGCGGCCAGGUGUUCAGCCUCGCUAACCACCUCAAUGGCCGUGUGGGGUUUGUGUCCACCAUGCCAAGUACAAGUGCCUCCAUCUUCAUUAACAACACCCAGCUGUCUGACACAGGGACCUACCAGUGUCUGGUGAACAACCUCCCCGACAGAGGGGGGCGCAAUAUUGGUGUCAUUGGACUCACUGUGCUAGUGCCCCCCUCGGUGCCAGCAUGUCGAAUCCAGGGAGCCCUGGAUGUUGGCAGUGACAUCAUGAUGUUUUGCAGCUCAGAUGAAGGUAUUCCUACACCAUCCUACUCGUGGGAGAAGUUAGAUGCGCUGCCCAAGCUGCCACACAACGCCAUGCAAGACCAGAUGCAAGGCACUGUAACACUGAGAAACAUCAGCGCCAGUACCUCAGGACUCUAUCAGUGCACCUCCAGCAAUGCCAUAGGCAAGAGCACAUGCCUGCUGAAUCUUCAGGUUGUUCCACCUCAGCCUCAGAGUGUGGGUCUGAUAGCAGGGACUAUUGCCACUGGAGUGCUGGCACUCAUCAUCUGCUGCCUGUUGGUGGUGGUCACCCUCUACUACUGGAAGAAUAAGAACAAAUACGAGGAGGAAGAGAUCCCGAAUGAGAUCAGGGAAGACGAUCUACCGCCCAAGAGGUCCUCAUCGGUGAAAGCAUUCCAUGCCGACGCCUCAUCUUCAGAGAAUGACACCCUGACUUCCACCAACACCUACAACAGUCGCUACUGGCACAACCCCAAACCAAACUAUGACACCAAUUCGUACACGCGCUACAACGGAGACACACGGCAAACCUUCGCCACUGCGGUCCAUGGCAUACAUGGACAUAGACCUUCGUCCUUUGCCAAUGGCAGCCACACACUUCCACCACCUAAGACCCUGGUGGUCACCACAAACUCUGCCCCGUCUCCCCCCACCAUGGUGCGUAGCAAUGGCUCCGUGAGUCUAAAGCCAGUUGUGACGCCCACCCAUGGGCAGCAUACGCACUCAUACGCCGUGAGCCAGGCCACGCUGGAACGAAUGGGGGCGGUACCCGUGAUGGUGCCCGCCCAAAGCAGAGCGGGCUCGCUGGUCUGA